UUACAGUCAGUCUGCAGAGACGGAGAGUAAUGUAAGAACUCUGACACGGAGGAUAGGAGAUAAACACAGUCACAGGAGGCUGCAAAGACAGGUUAUCAUUUAUUAUCUCUAAAAAGAAGAAGGUAAAGGAAUGCAUCUUGAGGCUUGGGCUACAUCUCGGAGGAAAGGAGGAAAGCUGUGUGAACCUGGAUACCUGUUUAGGUGGGCAGUAUGAACUAUGUGGGUCAGUUGCUGGGGACAUUCCGGGAGCUGUAUAAAGGUUUAAAUCAGGCUACUCUUUCUGGCUGUAUUGAUGUGGUGGUGGUGAAGCAGCCUGAUGGAUCUUUCCAGUGCUCACCAUUCCAUGUCCGCUUCGGCAAGCUGGGAGUUCUGCGCUCCAGAGAGAAGGUGAUUGACAUUGAGGUUAAUGGGUCACCAGUUGAUCUGCAUAUGAAGCUGGGUGAUAAUGGGGAGGCUUUCUUCGUCCAGGAGACCCAGCAGGCUGAUGAAUUGGUCCCUGCCCAUCUGGUUACUUCACCGAUCCCAACUGAGGAACCAGUGUUCUGGGGCCACGACCCUCACAUGUGUGAAUCAUGCAAUGAGAACGGAGAAACAGAGGAUGGGGGGAGUACCAUGAUGAAAAAAAAGAAAAGAAGAAAGAGAAAACACAAAACACCUGAGCAGAAGAGAGAAGAGAUGCCAUUAAUCUGUGCACAGAAGGAUUCAGUUGAACACAGGCAGCAUUUUCCUUCUCGCUACACAGAUAACUACCCACUGUCUGAUGGAGACUGGGCUCCAGACACUAGGAGGGUGUCAGAGCCCAGCUCUCCUAAGAGUGACUCAGAACUGGCAGUAAGGUCCCCCGAAAACGUCAUCCAGCAUCACAACCAUAUGCAGUGGACAUGGGGAAAACUUCCAGAAGCCACCAAGUUAAGUUUUAGAGAAUGGGUGGAGCCUUUGAAGACGGUCAGCAUUACACCCACAGACAGUACUCACUUUCGGGCCAUUGACAGCAUAAAAUCCGUGGCAGCAGAGAUAGAGCAGAGGAAAGAAGCUGUUCAGACGAUCAUCAAACCUCAGCCUCAACCUGCCACCUCCAAACAAGAACCUCAACUACAGCCACAACCCAUAAUAAGCCAAGCGGACGUUAAAAUACUCAAACUAACACAUGGAUCAGAAACUCAUUAUAUUGAACCUGACUCUGAACCUCAAACACAAGGGAGCAAGUCAGAAACUCAUGUGCACCACACAGAGGGUCAGACAUGCAGACUAGACCAACACACACCCCAAACUGAACAAUAUUCAUCAAAGUCAAACUCCUUAGGGUCAAACCCUGAUUUUACUGGUUUAAUGGACGGAGGCCAGCUACCUGUGUGUGCGCCUCAGACUGCUGCUGCUUGUCUACACAGGGACAAACCAGACACAACCUGCAAAAGUAAAGGAGUAAGGAAAAGGAGUCAGCAUCAGGGUCCAGAGGACAUCUACCUGGAUGACCUCACUGCUUUAGCACCACAUGUUGCAGCUCGCUACUUCCCCAGAAGUGAGUCAGUGGAACAGUGGGAGGAAGGGUGUGUUCGAUGUGGUUCUCCCCAGUCAGUGGGCAGCGCAGCCGCAGACAGCGGGACAGAUUGUCUGUCCGACUCCACGCCGGACCUGCCGACCGUAUCGCUGUCACUCUGCGGAGGCCUCGGAGACAAUGCUCAUGUUAACAAGGAGAAGUUUCUGGAACAUAUUGUCACCUAUAAGCAGUUUGUUGACCACCCUGGCAUCAUUGACAACCCAAACCUGGUUGUUAAAAUUGACAACAGAUAUUAUAACUGGACUCUGGCUGCUCCACUUAUUCUCAGUAUGCAGGCCUUUCAGAAAACACUACCCAAGGAAGCUGAGGAUACCUGGGUGAAACAGAAAAUGCCAAAGAAAACGAACCGCUGGUGGUUCUGGAGAAAGAACAGUGUACAACAGUCAGAGACCCAAAAACCGGCAAGCAAUACACUCACUGGAAACCUGCACCAUUAUCCUGACAGCCCUGAUCUGCAGCAGAUGACAGCAGCAGACUCAUCCACUGAUGAAGACUCCAAGGAGCUAAACACAGCUGUGUGUGUACAAUCAGCAGGCCACACACACACACACUCCUACAAGAAAUCACUACGGCUUUCAUCAGAUCAGAUCGCGAGUCUGGGCCUUAAGGAUGGGCCGAACGAUGUGGUGUUCAGUAUCACUACGCAGUACCAGGGCACAUGUCGCUGUGAGGGCACCAUCUAUCUGUGGCACUGGAAUGACAAGAUUGUCAUCUCUGACAUCGAUGGCACCAUCACUAAGUCUGACGUUUUAGGACAUUUCCUUCCACAGUUUGGAAAAGACUGGACCCAUCAGGGCAUUGCUAAGCUCUACCACACUAUACAUGAGAAUGGCUAUAAGUUCCUGUACUGCUCAGCCCGUGCGAUUGGGAUGGCAGGCAUUACUAGAGGAUAUUUACAAGGGGUUAAUGAUAGCGGCACCAUUUUACCACAAGGGCCUCUCAUGCUCUCACCAAGCAGCCUGUUUUCAGCCUUCCACAGGGAGCUGAUCGAGAAGAAGCCAGAGAAGUUUAAGAUCGAGUGUUUAACUGACAUCAGAAACUUGUUCCCUUCAAACUCUCAGCCUUUCUAUGCAGCCUUUGGCAACCGCAGCAAUGAUGUGUUUGCCUACAAGCACGUGCAAGUUCCUGCAUGCCAUAUAUUCACAGUAAACCCUAAAGGAGAGGUCAUUCAGGAGCUGACCAAAGGCAACAAGACAUCGUAUAGUCGCCUCAAUGAGCUGGUGGAUCACAUAUUCCCUUUGGUUGGCAAAGAGCAAAGUGCUGUCUUGAAUUACCCGGAAUUUAGUUCCUUCUGCUACUGGAGGCAGCCUGUCACUGUGAUUAGUCAGGAAGAUAUCCUCUUACUCUGAUUGAAAGAGACUGGAAGUGAUCUUAGCUGAAACACUGUCAUUGUAACGAUUCAAAACUGCUGCAUUGAAGAAAAAAAAUAUUAAUAAUAGUCAAAUUGAUCAAACAUUUGAGAUCACAGUAAAAUAAACAUAUGACUAUUUAGCAUGUUUGUAGACUUGUGUACUAAGUUUAGGCCUGAAAAUGUUCUCAGCUUGUUCUACUGCAGGAUAAUUUUGCUUAUUUCUAGUAUUAAAUGCUUAAAGUAAGCUGCCAGUAGAACAAAACCAUUUUUAAGCUCUGUAAAUAUGUCUAGUAAUAGUUUUUGUAAUCUUAUAUUUGUUUUAGACAAAUUCACCUAGACAAAGGUAUCUUUAUUUGAUAUCAUUUUGUGCAGCAUGUAUAGAAAGUCUUAGCUGAAAGCCUUAAUUCUGUAAAUGUGUAGCCUCACAGGUUCAGGGGCUCCAGUUUGAGCCUAAGCUGAGGUUUUGCAUGUUCUCCAUAUCAGUAUGGAUUUACUCCAAGAGCUCGGGUUUCCUCACACUGCCAGAAAACAUGCCAGUAGGUUGAUUUACCAUGCUAAACUGCCCUAGAGCUAAAGACUGUUCCACAACAGGUCCUGGAUCAACCAGAUACUGAAACUGAAUGUUUUUAAAGGCCACCACAGACACAAAAGUUGCAAAAGUUUGUGCAUGAACAUAUGAAAAGAUUUACUGGGUGAUAUUUUGUUGUUUUUGUAAUCUUCCUUAUUUCCAUCCUGUUCAAUUGACCUUUGUGUAUCGUUGCUGUUAAUAUGUUAAUAAGUUAUAAAUAGCAUUGCCUGUCCCACUGUAAAACUUUUGAGGUUUGAUAAUGUAAAUAUAUUUUAUUGCACUUUAGACUGAGUCUAAUUUAAAAAAAAAAAAAAAAGUAAAAAUAAAAAACUAAAGAGAGAUUGCACAAUGGUUUGUUCUUUAUAGUGUAGCAAUAAAGCUUGAAGAUUUAUUAGAGAAAAAUGUCAUUUAUCACAUUUUUAUAUUACAUAAAACAAUAUUUUAAACGGCU
Molecule: messenger RNA, 3928 nt
Organism: Hemibagrus wyckioides
Lineage: Eukaryota; Metazoa; Chordata; Actinopteri; Siluriformes; Bagridae
Product: phosphatidate phosphatase LPIN2-like
Exons: 20
Coding region: 211-2907 (898 amino acids)
Biological process (GO): cellular response to insulin stimulus; fatty acid catabolic process; triglyceride biosynthetic process
Cellular component (GO): cytosol; endoplasmic reticulum membrane; nucleus
Molecular function (GO): transcription coactivator activity; phosphatidate phosphatase activity
Source: RefSeq, a predicted model, not a curated record